AAUUCUUUACGUUCCACACUACGCGUAUCAUCACGGCAACUGUGAUUCGAACCUAACCUAUACACACUGACCAGUUUUUUAACUGUUUCAGGUGGACAUCGGGCAAUGUAGUAUCCCGAUGUAAAGAUUUAAAAAACAAGUGUCACAUCUCGUAAUUGAACGUUUUUGUCAAAAAGUGAAAACUAAUAUAUAUUUUAAAACAUGACGCACUCGCUAGUGCUGGAUUUCGUUCAGCGACUUAAAUCGCGGCACGAAGAUGUUAGGAUUAAGGCGGCACAUGAUUUAUCUCUUUACGUCAGAACAGAGCUACGUGAAGUCUCCCAGGAGGAGAUGACAAAUUUCAUGGACGAAUUCAACCACCACAUAAAAGAAAUGGUCUCUGGUUCUGACAUGAAUGAGAAGAAGGGAGGUAUACUAGCUAUAGUUUGUCUAAUCGGUGCUGAUGGUGGUAAUAUAAACACUCGUACUAUAAGAUUUGCAAAUUAUCUAAGAAAUCUAUUGCCGUCGAACGAUGUUGGAGUUAUGGAAUUGGCUGCAAAAACUGUUGGGAAACUCGCACUUGUCUCUGGCACCUACACAGCAGAGUAUGUCGAGUUUGAAGUGAAACGUGCUUUUGAGUGGCUUGGCGGAGACAGGCACGAGGGGAAACGACAUGCAGCUGUCCUUGUACUGAGAGAAUUAGCCGUCUCGAUGCCGACGUAUUUUUUUCAACAAGUAUCUCCGUUUUUUGAUCUCAUAUUCAACGCGAUACGUGAUCCCAAACCGCUGAUACGAGAAGCUGCUACCGAAGCUCUCAGAGCUGCCCUGGUUGUCACCGCUCAAAGAGAAACUACAAAGCAAAUGCAUAAACCGCAAUGGUACAAAGAAUGCUUUCACGAAGUUGUACAAUGCUUCAAUGAUGCUGAUGUUAAGGGGCGAGGGUCCAACAAGGAUGCCGCUAUUCACGGAUCUUUAUUAGUUUUGAACGAGUUAUUGAGAUGCAGUAAUGCUCAGUGGGAAAGAAACUAUGAGGCGUUGAUGGAGAGACUUAAUUGCUCUACUCAACAGAUGGAUGAUGAUAUUCUGUCUCUCAUUCCUCGUCUCAAAACUCCGAUUGUACCAAAUUGGACAGGCCCAGUUCCAAGUCGAUCCAAUACUCUGCAGACAAUUCAUCCGGUUCAUGAAUCUGCCGCUUGUCGCAGUCUAUUACAGGAGGGCUUGGAUAAUAUUUACGCAGAUGUUAUGAACCAAAAACUAUCAAGAAAUCCUCAUAUACAACACGCGUUGAUGACGCUAUUACCACGGCUGGUUGCUUUCAAUAAAGAAAAAUUCGACAAGCAUCACUUGGCACAAAGUAUAUCGUAUCUUUUGAUCACUUUAAGAAGCCGCGAAAAAGAUAGACAUGCAGCAUUUACAACUAUUGGAUUAAUUGCUGUUGCAGUUGAGACUGGCAUAGAACCUUAUCUUCCUGAAAUUAUGGAAGUGAUUAAAGCUUCUUUACCUUCAAAAGAAACGCCGAGUAAGAAACGAGGUACCACACUUGAACCGGCUGUUUUUAUCUGCAUUACUUUGCUAGGGCAUGCUGUUAAGCAAACUAUAGGGCCAGAUAUAAAGGUUCUCUUAGAGCCAAUGCUUGCCACUGGUCUGAGUCCAAUUCUUACAACAUCAUUGCGCGAAUUAGCUCAUAGUAUACCAUCUUUGAAGCCAGAUGUUUCUCAAGGAUUAUUGAGAAUGCUGUCACAAGUACUGAUGCACAAACCACUGCGACAUCCCGGUGCUCCGUGGUCAGCUACAAGUCCAAUUUCAGCUCCAACUGCAGAAGCUGACCUGCCUUCGACGGUGCUUGCGCUGAAAACACUUGGUACGUUUAAUUUUGAUGGAAAUCCUUUACUACAGUUUGUUCGGAGAUGCGCUGACCAUUUCUUGACAUCUGAACAGUCUCAGGUCCGUUUGGAAGCUGUGAAAACAUGUUCCAGGCUUUUGAGGCUAGCAUUGAAUCAACCAGGGCCAACGGUUACCAAUACAGUUUCUACAGUGCUAGGAAAAUUACUAGUCGUCGGCAUCACAGACACUGAUCCAGAUGUGCGAUUAUGUGUCCUCGCGUCGCUUGAUAAAAGUUUUGACAUUCAUCUUGCUCAAGCAGAAAGUUUGUCAGCCUUAUUUAUUGCGAUGAAUGAUGAAAUUUUUGAAAUCAGAGAACUCGCCAUCUACACAAUUGGGAGAUUGAGUACUAUGAAUCCAGCCUACGUUAUGCCUUCACUUCGGAAAACGCUGAUCCAAUUUCUAACAGAGCUUGAACAUUCUGGUAUGGGACGUAACAAAGAACAGGCUUCGCGGAUGCUCGAUUAUUUAGUCAUUAGUGCUCCACGACUCAUUCGACCUUACAUGGAACCUAUUUUGAAAGUUCUCAUUCCGAAGAUGAAAGAACCUGAGCCUAACCCUGGUGUUGUCUUGGCUGUACUUAAAGCGAUUGGUGAUUUAGCAAGUGUUAAUGGUGCAGAAAUGCAACAAUGGAUGCCGGAAUUAUUGUCAAUACUACUGGAAAUGUUGGUCGAUGCCAGUUCUCCAGACAAAAGAGGUGUCGCCUUGUGGGUUCUUGGCCAGCUGGUUGGAAGUACAGGACAUGUAGUCAAGCCAUACACACAAUAUCCUUUUUUACUCGAUGUGCUUAUUAAUUUUCUAAAAACUGAGCAAUCACCAGUUACCAGGAGAGAAACAAUCAGAGUACUCGGACUCCUAGGUGCCUUGGAUCCCUACAAGCAUAAAAUGAACCUUGGUCAAAUAGAUUCACAGUUUGAUUCACUAAUGUCUAUGGCUGAUAUUAGGUGUAAAAGUGAUGCCGAAACAAGUCAAGAUCAGUCGACUAGCGAGAUGCUUGUAAAUAUGUCGACUUCAACUCUGGAGGAAUAUUAUCCAGCUAUUGCGAUCGCUACUCUCAUGCGCAUCAUUCGGGAACCCACCUUAUCUCAGCAUCAUACCAUGGUUGUGCAAGCAGUAACAUUCAUCUUUAAAAGCCUUGGUAUAAAAUGCGUACCAUAUAUUUCUCAAGUUAUGCCUAGCUUUUUGAACGUUGUUCGCACUGCUGAUAUUGGAUUUCGAGAAUACUUGUUUCAACAAUUGGCUGUUCUUAUUGCGAUUGUUAAACAACACAUUCGGAAUUAUUUGGAUGAUAUUUUCGCUUUGAUUAAAGAAGUGUGGACUGUGAAUAGUCCGUUACAGAGUACGCUUAUUCUUCUUGUGGAGCACAUCGCUGUUGCUCUGGGUGCUGAAUUCAAAAUUUAUUUACCACAAUUGAUGCCGCAAAUCUUGAGAGUACUGACACAUGAUACCAGUAAGGAUCGUGCGGUGACUGUCAAGCUGCUUCUUGCUUUGCAGAAAUUUGGAAACAAUCUUGAUAAUUAUCUGCAUUUGGUACUUCCACCAAUAGUGAAACUAUUCUAUGCUACAGAUUGCCCAAUUUCGGUUAAUAGAGUUGCGCUGGAAACUGUCGACGACCUUGCUGAUACAUUGGAUUUCACUGAUUUCGCUUCAAGGAUAGUGCAUCCGUUAGUAAGAACAUUGGACACAUACCCAGAACUAAGGAUGCCGGCAAUGGAAACUCUCUGCGCACUUUUAAUUCAACUUAGAAAGAAGUAUCAAAUUUUUAUACCAUUGGUUCAGAAGGUAAUGACUAAACACAAAAUCACUCAUCAACGCUACGACGUACUCACAGAUAAAAUUCAAAGCGACUCUACCGUAGCUGAUGGCGAAGACUAUUUACUUACACGUCCUAGAGACUCAAGACGCCAAUAUCGCGAUUUAUCUUUGACAUCUUCUGAUACUACAAUCAUCAAGCGUCUUCAUGUGUCAGCACCCAAUCUACAGAAAGCCUGGACAGCCACGCGCAGAGUCUCCAAAGAUGAUUGGCUAGAAUGGCUCCGAAGUUUGUCUAUCGGAUUGCUCAAAGAAUCACCUUCACCGGCAUUAAGGUCAUGCUGGGCGCUUGCUCAAACUUAUUCACAGCUACCAAGAGACUUAUUCAACGCAGCUUUUGUGUCAUGUUGGACUGAACUCAGUAGCACAUAUCAAACGGAGUUAAAAGAGACCUUGCAGCAGGCACUAAUGGUGCCCGACCUACCGGAAAUCACACAAACUAUUCUGAAUUUGGCUGAAUUUAUGGAACAUUGUGACAAAGGACCUUUACCAUUAGAUGCCAAGUUACUGGGUGAACGAGCCAUGCAUUGCCGAGCUUAUGCUAAGGCAUUGCAUUACAAAGAAGAUGAAUUCCACGAAGGCAGAAAUAGCAAUGUUUUCGAGUCACUGAUUUCUAUCAAUAAUAAACUCCAGCAAAAAGAGGUUGCUGAAGGAUUAUUGGAAUAUGUUAUGAAACAGCAGAAUCAACAAGAUCUUAAAGUGCAAGUACGUUGGUAUGAGAAGUUACACAAUUGGGAUAAGGCAUUAGAUUUAUAUAAAGAUCGCUUAAACAUUGAUCCAACUGACGUAGAAUCAACCUUAGGCGAGAUGAGAUGCUUAGAAGCACUUGGCGAAUGGGGGCAGCUUCAUGAUGUUGCCACCCGACAAUGGGCGAAUGAAAAUGACGAAAAUAAACAAAGAAUGUCUCGAAUGGCGGCAGCUGCUGCAUGGGGACUUGGGCAGUGGGAAAGUAUGGAAAAAUAUGUCAACUUCAUUCCUGAAGACACCCAGGACGGUGCCUUUUAUAGAGCAGUGUUGGCUAUACAUGAUGAACAGUAUGAUGUGGCCCAUGAGUUGAUAGACAGUGCAAGAGAUUUAUUAGACACAGAACUGACUGCGAUGGCUGGAGAAAGUUACCAGAGAGCUUACAACGCCAUGGUGGAAGUUCAGAAGUUAGCUGAAUUAGAAGAAGUAAUACAGUUCAAGUUAAUUCCUGAGAGGAGAGCAACAAUAAAAUCAAUGUGGUGGGAUAGAUUGCAAGGUGGACAACGUGUCGUUGAAGAUUGGCAAAAAAUUAUUCAAGUCCACACACUGGUCGUUUCUCCACAGGACGACAUGUACACAUGGCUGAAAUAUGCUAGCCUUUGCAGAAAAAAUGGCAGCCCUAUGUUAUGUCAUAAGACAUUAGUUAUGCUGCUUGGAAUGGAUCCAUCUCAGAAUCCUGAUCAACCAUUGCCAACAACGCAUCCGCAAGUCACAUUUGCUUAUUGUAAACACAUGUGGAUGGCGAAUAAUCGAGAAGCAGCUUAUAGUCAGUUGCAAAGAUUUGUGCAAACGUCAUUACAGCCGGCAACAAUAUCUGUGUUAAAUCAAGAAGAUGAGAAACAGCAAGAAGCCAGGAAGAGAUUACUCGCUCGGUGUUACCUAAAACUUGGAGAGUGGUUGGAGGCUUUGCAAGGAAUAAGCGAGCAUUCUAUACCAGCUGUGUUAUCUUACUAUGCAGCAGCAACAAAACAUGAUCCUUCAUGGUAUAAAGCUUGGCAUGCUUUUGCUUAUACAAAUUUUGAAACCGUUUUGUUUUACAAACAUCAACAAGGUGAUACUAAUCUCGAUAACGUACCUGGUAACGCAUCACGGUCUGCAUUAGCCAGCUCUCAAUACAUUUCUCAGUUCACUGUACCAGCAGUCGAGGGUUUCUUCCGGUCUAUUAAUUUGUCGCAUGGCAGUUCUUUACAAGAUACGUUACGAUUGCUAACGCUAUGGUUUGAUUAUGGACAAUGGCCGGAAGUGUAUGAAGCGAUUGUCGAAGGAAUAAGACUAAUUGAAAUCAAUACUUGGUUGCAAGUAAUUCCUCAGCUCAUUGCGAGAAUAGACACUCCUAGAGCCUUAGUCGGCAGAUUAAUUCAUCACCUGUUAAUUGAUAUUGGUAAAACUCAUCCGCAGGCAUUAGUUUACCCCUUAACAGUAGCUUCAAAAAGUGCGAGUUCCGCUCGUAAAGCUGCCGCUAAUAAGAUAUUAAAAAAUAUGUGCGAACACAGUCCAACGCUGGUGCAACAAGCUGUAUUAGCUAGUGACGAAUUGAUUAGAGUUGCAAUACUGUGGCAUGAAUUGUGGCACGAAGGCUUGGAAGAAGCCAGUAGAUUAUACUUUGGAGAACGAAACGUCAAGGGAAUGUUCGAUACCUUGGAGCCUCUUCAUGCGAUGUUAGAACGAGGGCCGCAAACCUUGAAGGAAACAUCAUUCAAUCAAACUUACGGAAGAGAUUUGAUGGAAGCAAAAGAAUGGUGCCACAGGUAUAAAAUGUCUGGAAAUGUGAAGGACUUAAACCAGGCAUGGGAUUUGUAUUAUCAUGUGUUCAGAAAAAUAUCAAGACAGUUACCUCAACUAACAAGUUUAGAAUUACAGUAUGUUAGUCCAAAAUUAUUGGUUUGUCGAGAUUUGGAACUCGCUGUACCUGGUAGUUACAAUCCUGGACAUCCAGUUAUCAAGAUUGCCAGUAUCCACAGCUCGAUGCAAGUUAUUACUAGUAAGCAACGCCCUCGGAAACUUUGCAUCAAAGGUAGCAACGGUAAAGAUUAUAUGUUCCUAUUGAAAGGUCAUGAAGACCUUAGACAAGACGAACGUGUUAUGCAGUUAUUUGGUCUAGUCAACACACUUUUGUUGCAUGAUCCUGACACAUUCAGGCGGAAUCUCACAAUUCAAAGAUAUGCUGUAAUUCCUCUAUCAACAAAUAGUGGGCUUAUUGGCUGGGUUCCUCACUGCGAUACGUUGCAUACGUUGAUACGAGAUUAUAGAGAGAAAAAAAAGAUACUACUGAAUAUUGAGCACAGAAUAAUGUUGAGGAUGGCACCGGACUAUGAUCAUCUUAUGCUGAUGCAAAAGGUCGAAGUAUUUGAACAUGCUUUAGAACACACGCAUGGGGAUGACUUGUCUCGUCUUCUGUGGCUCAAAUCACCUUCCAGUGAAGUGUGGUUUGAUCGCCGAACGAAUUAUACUCGUUCCCUUGCUGUCAUGUCAAUGGUUGGUUACAUACUCGGACUCGGAGAUCGGCAUCCCUCUAACCUGAUGUUGGAUCGUCUUAGUGGAAAAAUUCUACACAUCGAUUUUGGAGAUUGUUUCGAAGUUGCUAUGACGCGUGAAAAAUUCCCGGAGAAAAUUCCCUUCAGGUUAACAAGAAUGCUGAUCAAUGCUAUGGAGGUGACAGGGAUCGAAGGAACAUACAGACGGACGAGUGAAUCGGUUAUGUCGGUGUUACAUCGUAACAAAGACAGCUUGAUGGCUGUGCUUGAGGCGUUUGUUUACGAUCCACUGUUGAACUGGAGACUAAUGGACAACGCAGUUCCAAAAGCUACAAGAUCAGAUGCCCCAGGUAUUGCUGCCAGUAGUAGCCAGGAACACGGAGACAUGCUAGAUUCUCACAGUGCUAUUUUGCCAAAGAAAGGAGUUCCUUGCAGUCUUGAAAAUGGAGGAGAUAAAAAUCAACCGGAGGCUCUGAAUAAGAAAGCACUUGCAAUAAUAAACAGAGUGAGAGACAAAUUAACGGGACGUGAUUUUUCGCAUGAUGAGAUGCUUAAUGUUCAGCAACAAGUUGAUUUGCUGAUUCAGCAGGCUACAAAUAACGAAAAUCUCUGCCAAUGCUACAUUGGAUGGUGUCCAUUCUGGUGAAAAUCGGAUCACACGAAGUCAAGCGUGACAAGAUUUUAUGAGGUUAUUUUCUCAUCAUUGCUUAGUAAGGGUUUGAUGAGGGUCAGGGACUAGUCUCCAGACAUUGUAAUUGAAAAGUUAGGUUUGCCAGUGUCAUAACAUUGCCCAAGUUGAAUUAAAGUACCAACUGCUAAUUUAACUGUGGCAGUAAAUUUGAGGUUCGUUAUGGAAAUAAAUAAUAAUAUCGAGCCGUGAUAUAUGAAAUUUGGACGAAUUGAAGUACUCUGUUGUGAUCAGAGUAACGAUCAAUUAUGGCAAUGAACACUUUACUUACAGAUUUAACGUUUACUUAAUUCUGAUUAUGAAGCAUUAUUUUUUUUAGGAUUCUUGUUAUAAACAACUUUUCCUGAAUCAUUGUAAUGUUUAAUUUAUCUUGUAUAUAUCGUGUAUUAUUUCAUUGUUAAACAUUCUGAUCUAUCAAUGCAGUUUGUGUUAGGGGUAGAAGUAAGUAAAUGAUUAAGUGAUAUUCAAAUUUUAAGUAUGCGAAUUUUGUACAGAACCAUACAUACUUAUUCUACAUAAAGCAUCUGUAAAGUCUAUUCAAUAUGAAAGGUCACAAGUGGCUAGCGGAAUAACCUCAACAACUUCUGAAUCCUAUCGGCACAACUGUCUGUUUAUCAUUCUCAUUAGUUUACGAUGAAACUUAUGAAUGUAUCAUUCAACAAAUGCGAAGAACAAAGCAACAAAAUAAUUCCAUCGGAAGCGUAAGAUUCCAACAUGUAAACAUUCAUCUACAUACAUUCUUACAUCGGGUGCUCAAGAGACGAAAAUGUUCUAUCCAACAAAAUAAUCUUGGAAAAUCUAUUGAAACAUGGAACUUUCGAUAUUGAAUUUGCAUAUUGUAAGAUAACUAACUUGAAAUUUGAGAAAUCCCAUGUAAUUGUACUUUGUGUAUCCUCAAUGUAGUCAUAAAACAUGUUUAAGGAGUACAGUGAUGAGUUUACCGAAGAAUCAUUUCUACUUUGUAGGGAAAAAAUUAUUAAUCAUCUUAAUUUUUCGAAUGGAUUUCAUUUGUUCAGAAACUCGAGAAUUCAAGUUCACAAACUGUAAAGUUAAUUGGUACCUUAGGCCACGAUUUAUGGAUUUGUUGAAAUAUUUUGAAGUUGAUGAGUUAUGGCAUAGUAAAAAUUUACACAUUUUAUUACAUUAUUAACAAUCGUCACGCCAUUAGUCAAUACAUUAUCGAUAAAAUGUAAAUAUUAGUAAUUACAAGACCAGAAUAUUCCCUAUAUAUAGUCUAAUAGAUUCUUUCCACUACUUUUCAACAUAUUACAUUACAUAUGCACAUUAUUCUCACAGAAGGAUUGUGAAGUUUAUAUUUAAAAAUAUUCAACAAAUUCUAAAUAGUAUUAUCAAGGAAUUUUAUAAUAAAUUGGUAAACUAUUUUUCAGAAUUAUUUAAGAUGGCGAAUGCGAGUGGUAACAUAUUUGCAGCUGAAGUUUCAAAUACAGUUCCCAGACUUGUUUUUGCUAAAUAAAUUGGUAUAUCUCCAAAUUCAAUAAUAAAUUGCCGACAUUCGCCACAAGGUGAUACAAAAGUAUCGUCCAAGUCAGCGAUUACUGCAAGUGCCACAAAUUUCCUCUUACCAUCUGAAACCGCUUUACUAAUUGCAGUUCGCUCGGCACAAAUAGAUACAGGAUAUGCUGUAUUUUCAACAUUGCAACCUUUACAUAUUGUACCAUCUUGACACCGAAGUGCCGCGCCAACUUUAAAUUUACUAUAAGGGGAAUAUGAGUAGGUACGAGCGUCCACCCCUGCUUUAAUCAAUUCCUGGAUAUCUCCAGCUUUAACAAAAUUAUAAAAAUGUGUUAUUAUUUAUAUUGUAGUCACUUCAUGUACUUGUAAAUUCAACUAUGCAUAGUAUGUAUUUAUGUCUGGUUUGGAAUAAGCUAACUUUAUAUUUUCUAUUUAUAAAGCGCAAGAGUUACGUAUUUUAGGGUGACAGUACACAAUAGACAGUAAGGUGGUAAAAAAUUAUAAUCAAUGCAACAGUUUAACUCUAGUGGUAUUGAUCAAUUACUUUACCCAGAGAAUCGAAUUCCACUACUUUCCCAGCACCACUCAUUUUGCUAGUUCUGAACGGAGAUAUCAGCUGUAAGUGUCUGCUUAACAGCCCUGUUUUUAACUCCCUGUUUCUUUG
This is a messenger RNA of Neodiprion virginianus, 9715 nucleotides long. RefSeq names its product serine/threonine-protein kinase mTOR (gene Tor). The coding region runs from base 202 to 7536 and encodes 2444 amino acids. Gene Ontology annotation, biological process: TOR signaling; protein phosphorylation; negative regulation of macroautophagy. The record is from RefSeq and is a predicted model, not a curated record. Gene Ontology annotation, cellular component: nucleus; TORC1 complex; TORC2 complex. The transcript is spliced from 6 exons. Gene Ontology annotation, molecular function: protein-containing complex binding; protein serine/threonine kinase activity; protein binding. NCBI's taxonomy places the organism in Eukaryota, Metazoa, Arthropoda, Insecta, Hymenoptera, Diprionidae.